AUUCUGCUUCCACCACUGCCAAUAACAAAAUAACUAGCAACCAUGAAGUGGGUGGAAUCAAUUUUUUUAAUUUUCCUACUAAAUUUUACUGAAUCCAGAACACUGCAUAGAAAUGAAUAUGGAAUAGCUUCCAUAUUGGAUUCUUACCAAUGUACUGCAGAGAUAAAUUUAACUGACCUGGCUACCAUAUUUUUUGCCCAGUUUGUUCAAGAAGCCACUUACAAGGAAGUAAGCAAAAUGGUGAAAGAUGCAUUGACUGCAAUUGAGAAACCCACUGGAGAUGAACAGUCUGCAGGGUGUUUAGAAAACCAGCUACCUGCCUUUCUGGAAGAACUUUGCCGUGAGAAAGAAAUUUUGGAGAAGUACGGACAUUCAUGAACAAAUUCAUUUAUGAGAUAGCAAGAAGGCAUCCCUUCCUGUAUGCACCUACAAUUCUUCUUUGGGCUGCUCGCUAUGACAAAAUAAUUCCAUCUUGCUGCAAAGCUGAAAAUGCAGUUGAAUGCUUCCAAACAAAGGCAGCAACAGUUACAAAAGAAUUAAGAGAAAGCAGCUUGUUAAAUCAACAUGCAUGUGCAGUAAUGAAAAAUUUUGGGACCCGAACUUUCCAAGCCAUAACUGUUACUAAACUGAGUCAGAAGUUUACCAAAGUUAAUUUUACUGAAAUCCAGAAACUAGUCCUGGACGUGGCCCAUGUACAUGAGCACUGUUGCAGAGGAGAUGUGCUGGAUUGUCUGCAGGAUGGGGAAAAAAUUAUGUCCUACAUAUGUUCUCAACAAGACACUCUGUCAAACAAAAUAACAGAAUGCUGCAAACUGACCACGCUGGAACGUGGUCAAUGUAUAAUUCAUGCAGAAAAUGAUGAAAAACCUGAAGGUCUAUCUCCAAAUCUAAACAGGUUUUUAGGAGAUAGAGAUUUUAACCAAUUUUCUUCAGGGGAAAAAAAUAUCUUCUUGGCAAGUUUUGUUCAUGAAUAUUCAAGAAGACAUCCUCAGCUUGCUGUCUCAGUAAUUCUAAGAGUUGCUAAAGGAUACCAGGAGUUAUUGGAGAAGUGUUUCCAGACUGAAAACCCUCUUGAAUGCCAAGAUAAAGGAGAAGAAGAAUUACAGAAAUACAUCCAGGAGAGCCAAGCAUUGGCAAAGCGAAGCUGCGGCCUCUUCCAGAAACUAGGAGAAUAUUACUUACAAAAUGCGUUUCUCGUUGCUUACACAAAGAAAGCCCCCCAGCUGACCUCAUCGGAGCUGAUGGCCAUCACCAGAAAAAUGGCAGCCACAGCAGCCACUUGUUGCCAACUCAGUGAGGACAAACUAUUGGCCUGUGGCGAGGGAGCGGCUGACAUUAUUAUUGGACACUUAUGUAUCAGACAUGAAACGACUCCAGUAAACCCUGGUGUUGGCCAGUGCUGCACUUCUUCAUAUGCCAACAGGAGGCCAUGCUUCAGCAGCUUGGUGGUGGAUGAAACAUAUGUCCCUCCUGCAUUCUCUGAUGACAAGUUCAUUUUCCAUAAGGAUCUGUGCCAAGCUCAGGGUGUAGCGCUGCAAACGAUGAAGCAAGAGUUUCUCAUUAACCUUGUGAAGCAAAAGCCACAAAUAACAGAGGAACAACUUGAGGCUGUCAUUGCAGAUUUCUCAGGCCUGUUGGAGAAAUGCUGCCAAGGCCAGGAACAGGAAGUCUGCUUUGCUGAAGAGGGACAAAAACUGAUUUCAAAAACUCGUGCUGCUUUGGGAGUUUAAAUUACUUCAGGGGAAGAGAAGACAAAACGAGUCUUUCAUUCGGUGUGAACUUUUCUCUUUAAUUUUAACUGAUUUAACACUUUCUGUGAAUUAAUGAAAUGAUAAAGACUUUUAUGUGAGAUUUCCUUAUCAUAGAAAUAAAAUAUCUCCAAAUGUU
Messenger RNA from Pan troglodytes (chimpanzee), 1887 nucleotides. RefSeq names its product alpha fetoprotein (gene AFP). The coding region runs from base 375 to 1730 and encodes 451 amino acids. Gene Ontology annotation, biological process: transport. Gene Ontology annotation, cellular component: blood microparticle; cytoplasm. The record is from RefSeq and is a predicted model, not a curated record. Lineage: Eukaryota; Metazoa; Chordata; Mammalia; Primates; Hominidae. The transcript has 16 exons. Gene Ontology annotation, molecular function: small molecule binding.